Messenger RNA from Selaginella moellendorffii, 567 nucleotides. Its product is annotated as warthog protein 6. Gene Ontology annotation, biological process: protein autoprocessing. The record is from RefSeq and is a predicted model, not a curated record. Bases 118 to 567 code for a protein of 149 amino acids. Lineage: Eukaryota; Viridiplantae; Streptophyta; Lycopodiopsida; Selaginellales; Selaginellaceae. The transcript is spliced from 3 exons.
CUUAAUGUCGGAGACAAGGUUGCAGUAGGCAAGAAUAUCUAUUCAGAUGUGUAUGCAUUCGGCCACAAGGAUGCUGAUGUCAUCUCCAAGUUUUUCCAAGUGCAUAGCGCUUCAAACAUGUUGGAACUCACUGCAGGCCACUUUGUUCCCAUUGCUGUCAAUGGGAAGCUCGUGUACAAGAGAGCCGAGGACCUCAAGGUUGGAGAUUCCCUGUGGGAAUCAUCUAAAAUCACUGAAAUCUCAAAGGUUGAGAAGCUAGGCCUCUACAACCCACUCACUCUCUCUGGCAGUAUCAUGGUGAACAAUGUUCUAGCAUCCACUCACAGCGAGUGGUUCUUAGACUCCAUCUUUGAUGCUGUCGGUGCAACCGAGUACCUGCCAUACGCAUACCAGGCCGUGCUUGCUCCAGUUCGCGCCAUCUACAACAUCGUGGGCAAGGAAAUUUAUGCAAAGGGCUAUGCUGCCAUCGAUUCCUUCACCAACAUUGCUGAGUUUGGAACGAAGUAUGGAGGAAGCGUUGCUCUCGCCCUUGGAAUUGCUGGUCUUGUGCUGGGCUCCAAGGUGUAA